Closterium sp. Naga37s-1 is the source of this 1944-nucleotide messenger RNA. Lineage: Eukaryota; Viridiplantae; Streptophyta; Zygnematophyceae; Desmidiales; Closteriaceae. The record is from the annotation of a GenBank genome assembly.
AUGGCGCCCCUGCUAGCGCACGAGCGCCUUCAUUGGCGCGCGAGUACUGCAGAAGCUGCGCGAUCAUUUCUGCCAGCUCACGGUGUGGCAGCGCCUACGCUCGUCGCUCGCCCCAUCGCCCUGCCGCUACAGUCACCACGGCGCCCUGCGUCCCGUCGCCGCGACGCCCUGCGUCCCGUCGCCGGCAGCGCCCCGCGUCCCGUCGCCGCGGCGCCCCGCGUCCCGUCGCCGCGGCGCCCCGCCUCCAGUCGCCGUGGUGCCCCGCGUCCCGUUGCCGCGGCGCUCCACUUCCCGUCGCCUCGGCGCCCUGUAUCCCGCCGCCGCGGCGCCCUGUAUCCCGCCGCCGCGUUUGCCGCUGUGGGAGGAGGUGGCGGGGUGGGGGGAGGGGAGGCGCGAGGCUACUGCCGUUUCGUCCCGUUCUCGCCGCCCCACCCGGAACCCGAUGCCCCACCUGUACCCGGCCGCCUGCCCGUCUCCCCCCCCCCGUCGCAACUGUUCGCGUGUGCAGCGGCGGUCGCUGUAGGUGGGAGAGGGAGGACGGGAAGGGAUUGGCGGCCCAACCGACGCGCCAGCCAGCUCGCACCCCGCCCAUCUCCCGUACGCCACCCGCAUGUGCACGACCCGUCCCUGCCCCGCCUGCAUCUGCCGCGUCAGCAACUGCCGUUUCGUCCCGUACCCGCACUGUCCCUGCCCCUCCCCAUCCCUCCCUCGUCGCGCCUUCCCCCUCUACCGCGCCUGCCUAUGCCGUGUUGGGCGGUGGUGGGUUUGGAGGACAGUGGGGGCGGCGGCGGCGGGAAUGGCGGGAGUUGCGGGAGUGGCGGGGUUGGCGGCUCAUGUGGGGGGGUGGGGGAGGCGUGGGGGAAAGGGGUGGUGGGCGGCUGUCAGCAUGACAUGGAGGGGGUGAUCAAACUGCAGCAAUUGUCGCCACGCCUCCUCCUCUCUCUCUCUGCCCGUGAUCCUGCCCGUGAUUCUGCCCGUGAUUCUGCCUGUACUGCUGCCCGUGAUUGUGCCCGUGAUUAUACCCGUGUGUUGCCCGUAUUUUGCCCGUGUUCUGCCCGUGAUCCUGACCGUGAUUCUGCCCGUGAUUCUGCCUGUGAUCCUGCCCGUGUUGCUGCCCGUUCCCGUGCCAUACUGACCGUGCACCUCCUGUGCUCCCGUGAUCAUGUGCUACUCAUGCUUCUUGUGCUUCUCGUGCUGCCCCGUGGUCCUGUGCUGUCCCGUAUUGCCCGUACUUCCCCGUGCUUGCCCCGUGCCCGUGCCCGUGCUUGCCCGUGCUGCCCCGUUCUGCCCGUGCUACCUCGUGCUCCUGUGCUGCCCCCGUGUUCCCGUGCUGCCCCCGUGUUCCCAUGCUGCCCCCGUGCUGCCCCCGUGCUCCCGUGCUGCCCCCGUGCUCCCGUGCUGCCCCGCUCUCCCCGUGCUGCCCCGUUCAGCCCUUGUGCUGCCCCGUUCUGCCUGUGCUGCCCCGUUGUCCCCGUGUUGCCCCGUUCUGCCCGUGUUGCCCCGUUCAGCCCAUGUCCUGCCCCGUUCAGGCCGUGUCCUGCCCCGUUCUGCCCGUGUUGCCUCGUUCAGCCCGUGUCCUGCCCCGUUCUGCCCGUGUUGGCCUGUUCUGCCCGUGCUGCCCCGUUCAGCCCGUUUGUGUCCUACCCGUGCUAUCUGUACCCGUUGGUGCCCCACCCGUGCUGUCAGUUCUCGCUCGUGCCCCACCCAGUCUGUGCUGCCCGGUCUCGUGCUGCCUGUCACCCCCGUGCGGCCCGUCCCGUACAGCACCUAGUUGCUACCCGAACCCGCUACUCGUACCCGUGCUCCUCGCACACCGUGCACCAGCUGCGGGGCGUUCAACCGCAGCCGGGCACCUGUUCCACCGCGGUGGUUCAGAUGCUGCUUGGUGGUUGCUGCUUGUCAGCUUCAGAGGGGGCCCCUUGCUGGUGUUCCCACGCCCUGUAA